AUGGUGUUGGAUACAGAAACUCAAAUGUGGGAGCCUGAGAUUAAAAAGCCUGACGUGAAGCUAAUGGGCUUGUUCACUUCUGUGGUGAUGGAGGAUAAGAUUUACAUGAGAGAUUGUCAUGGUAGCUUUGUUUAUGAGCCAAAGGAAAGUAGAUGGGAAUUGGAGAAGGUGCUGAAUUCUAAGUAUUGGCAGAAUGCGUGUGUCGUUGACGAUGUAUUGUACUAUUAUGAUGGUUACGAGAAAAAGUUAAGAGCAUAUGAUCCAAAUCAGAGGCGCUGGAGAGUGGUGAAAGGUGUGGAAGAAUUGGUGAGCAAGAAUACGUGGUGUUCAUAUUGGUCGUCCACGUGGAGUUACGAUGGGAAAUUGGCUAUGUUCUUUGAAAAAGAUCAUGAUGCGGAGAAGGUAACAGUGGAUAUUUGGUGUGCGGAGAUUGCUUUGGAAAAACGCCAAGGAGGAGAGAUUUGGGGUAAAGUGGAGAUGUGCGACAUUGUGAUGGAGGAGGAGCAAAUGGGUUCUGGCAUUGUGAAAUGCUUAGCUGUUAUGGUUUGA
This is a messenger RNA of Eutrema salsugineum, 549 nucleotides long. RefSeq names its product F-box/kelch-repeat protein At4g38940. The record is from RefSeq and is a predicted model, not a curated record. The transcript has a single exon. Bases 1 to 549 code for a protein of 182 amino acids. Lineage: Eukaryota; Viridiplantae; Streptophyta; Magnoliopsida; Brassicales; Brassicaceae. Gene Ontology annotation, molecular function: protein binding.